AUGAAGCGAAAGGAAUCAUCGGUGGUCCAGGCCAGCGCUGCAAAACGUCCACGAGCACGGCUGGAGGUUCCUGAGUAUCAUCUGACCCCCUCUAUUCUGGAUGAAGUGACCGGCGCUGCAAUAUGGCCUGCUCCAGAAUCUCAGAUGAAGCAAGCUAGAGACAUCAUCCUUGAAUGUGCUCGUUCGCAUAGGCGAACAAUGAUAGUGCCAGACAAGGAUGCAGACGGACUUUCGUCUGGUGUAAUCCUGCACCGUACAUUGGUUCUCCUCGGGCUGGACCCAGAGCUGAUCAAUGUCCAUCUACUAAGCAAAGGUCAGACCGUGCACCAUGAGCAUGAACGACAGGCCAUGGCUGCCAAAUCUCCAGAAUACAUAUUCGUCCUUGACCAAGGGUCUCGCAAGUCCGGGCCUCUAAUAGACUCUCCCCAUACUGGCCUGGUCAUUGACCACCACAACGCUACACCUGAGGACUUCCCCAAAGGUGCAGCAUUCUGCACUGCGAACAAGUCACCGCCAGUCGUAACGUCUGCUCUCUUGACAUAUCUACUUUGCGAACCACUUCACGAUGGUGUCAGUACUGAAACGGACUGGCUGUGUGUGGUGGGAACACAUGGCGAUCUUGGUAACACCUUGAAGUGGGAGAAGCCAUUUCCAGACAUGUCUGCCACCCUCAAGAAAUACACCAAGAAGGCACUGAACGAUGUGGUUUCGUACAUAAACGCGCCUCGAAGGACCGCAACCUACGACGUCAGCUCUGCGUUUGAUGCACUACUCUCGGCUGUCCACCCCAAGGACGUAUUGAAACACUCGAGGUUACUUGCAGCACGACAAGAGGUCAAUGCCGAAGUUGAGCGAUGCACACAUACAGCGCCAAAGUUCAGCCAAGACGGCAAGGUCGCUGUGUUCAAAAUCAAGUCCGAAGCGCAGGUACAUCCAGUCAUCGCAACCAGAUGGGCCGGUCAUCUUCAGAGCAAGGCUCUCGAGAUCGUCAUGGUCGCCAACGAAGGGUAUCUCCCAGGCAAAGUAAACUUCAGCUGUCGAGUACCUAGAUGUGCUAGGGGCAACGAUCCGCCAGUUGAUAUCAUCCAGAGCUUGCGAGACUAUGCCAGUUUAAAGCUGGUAAAGGAAGAAGACAUUGAUGACAAGAAUGCUUCAAAUAGCGAGCCAGAUGUUCCCUUACUCGAGCGUCUAGGAGACGACUUUGCUCGUGGACAUGUACAAGCCAGUGGCGGCAUCGUCAACGUCGAGCAAUUUGAAGAGCUGAUGCGGUUGAUGCGAGUCGGCGAGAAGAAAGAGAAGAAAGAGAAGAAAGAGGGAGUUUCACCUCAGAAGGGAAAGAAACCAAUUGACGCAGGACAGAGCAACAAACUAACGAGUUACUUUGGCAAGAGGGACUGA
Aureobasidium subglaciale EXF-2481 is the source of this 1398-nucleotide messenger RNA. RefSeq lists its product as uncharacterized. The record is from RefSeq and is a predicted model, not a curated record. Bases 1 to 1398 code for a protein of 465 amino acids. Lineage: Eukaryota; Fungi; Ascomycota; Dothideomycetes; Dothideales; Saccotheciaceae. The transcript is spliced from 2 exons.